CCAGGAGGAGGGUGUCAAAUUGGGCGGGAACCCAAGAGCGAUAAGGGCGGCUCUCGAAGCACUCACACACAACUGAUUCAAUCAUCUCUGAAUCCGGGAUGGGGAAAGAUGAGGAGGAAAUGCGUGGGGAGAUUGAGGAGAGGUUGAUCAACGAGGAGUACAAGAUUUGGAAGAAGAACACGCCGUUUCUUUACGAUCUAGUCAUCACCCACGCUCUCGAGUGGCCGUCUCUCACCGUCGAAUGGCUCCCGGACCGCGACGAGCCGCCCGGGAAGGACUACUCUGUACAGAAGAUGAUUUUGGGUACCCAUACUUCCGAGAACGAGCCCAAUUAUCUCAUGCUCGCUCAGGUCCAGCUUCCGCUCCAGGACUCGGAGAACGAUGCGCGUCACUACGACCACGACCGGUCCGAUCUUGGUGGGUUCGGGUGUGCCAGUGGGAAGGUGCAGAUUAUCCAGCAGAUAAACCACGACGGGGAGGUGAAUAGAGCUAGGUAUAUGCCGCAGAAUCCGUUCAUUAUAGCCACCAAGACUGUCAGUGCGGAAGUUUAUGUCUUUGAUUACAGCAAGCAUCCUUCUAAGCCUCCACUGGAUGGGGCGUGUUCUCCGGAUUUGAGGUUAAGGGGGCACAGCACGGAGGGGUAUGGGCUCUCCUGGAGUAAGUUCAAGCAGGGCCAUUUGCUUAGUGGGUCUGAUGAUGCUCAGAUUUGCCUCUGGGACAUCAAUGCCACCCCCAAGAACAAGGCCCUCGAUGCUAUGCAAAUUUUCAAGGUCCAUGAGGGUGUUGUAGAAGAUGUUGCUUGGCAUCUCAGACACGAGUAUUUGUUUGGUUCAGUUGGGGAUGAUCAGUACUUGCUUAUAUGGGACCUGCGAACUCCGUCUGUCACAAAGCCUGUCCAGUCUGUAGUUGCUCAUCAGAGUGAGGUUAACUGCUUAGCUUUCAACCCGUUUAAUGAGUGGGUUGUGGCUACGGGGUCUACUGAUAAGACUGUUAAGCUAUUUGAUCUUCGCAAGAUCAGCACUGCACUCCACACCUUCGACAGUCACAAGGAGGAGGUUUUCCAAGUUGGCUGGAAUCCGAAGAAUGAAACCAUAUUAGCUUCUUGUUGUCUUGGUAGACGGCUUAUGGUGUGGGAUCUUAGCAGGAUUGAUGAAGAACAGACACCAGAGGAUGCUGAAGAUGGUCCACCAGAGUUGCUCUUCAUCCAUGGUGGUCACACUAGUAAAAUUUCAGAUUUUUCAUGGAACCCAUGUGAGGACUGGGUUAUUGCCAGUGUAGCUGAAGAUAAUAUUCUCCAGAUAUGGCAGAUGGCAGAGAACAUUUACCAUGAUGAAGAUGAUAUACCUGGAGGAGAUGAAGCCACCAAAGGUUCUUAAUGUGUUAACUAACCAUAUAACCGAGGAGCCAUAAAAGACUGCCCGAUACAUUAAGGCUCGUGGAGUUGUAUUUUAACUCGUUUCAUAGUUGGAAAUGGUUUCAUUGGCUUCAUCUCCUCCUAUGUUGGGGUAAUGGGUAUAUUAUGCUUAACUUAAUCCUGUGUUACAACUUAUGCCUUGUAUCUAUUUUUUUAGAGUUGCAGAGCACUAUUCGGCCA
This is a messenger RNA of Rubroshorea leprosula, 1594 nucleotides long. Lineage: Eukaryota; Viridiplantae; Streptophyta; Magnoliopsida; Malvales; Dipterocarpaceae. The record is from the annotation of a GenBank genome assembly.